AUGUCACUACUCGGAAAAGAAAAUACCGACCCACAUGAUCCUUAUACCAAUGAACUUCCAGUCAACGACCUAAUUUACUCCUAUGACUGGUCUGAAACUCCACUUGGGGCCAUGUCAACAUGGGAACCCACCUUGAAAACAAUAGUUGAUGUAUGUAUGCAUUUAAACUUUCCUAUUUGUGUUUACUAUGGUCCCGAAUUAAGAUUAAUAUAUAAUCAAAUGUGGCGGCCUAUUUUGAAAAUGAAACAUCCAGCAUUGGGCCGUCCCGCAAAGGAAGUGUGGUCCGAGAUAUACGAUGUUAUAGGACCUAUGUUCGAUACCGUGAUUAAAACUGGAAAAGGGAACUUCCAAGAUGAUACUUUGUUAUUAAUGCAUCGAGAAGGAUACGUCGAAGAAUGUUAUUUUUCUUUCACUUUUAGUCCAUUGUUUAAGAGUGAUGGAACUGUUGGAGGCAUUUUUAAUGCUGUCCAGGAGACGACAAAAAGGGUCCUAGCGGCUAGAAGAUUAAAGACUCUGGGAGAUUUAGGGAAUAAAACUGCUGGUGCAAGAUCAGUAGAUGGUGCCUGUCAUCUGGUAUUAUCUGCGUUAAAAGAGAAUGUUGCCGAUCUGCCAUUUGCUAUUAUUUAUUACUUGGAGACUAACAAUAAAAAAACAACUGCUAAUUUAAUAGCAACAACAUUUGAUGAAAAUUUAGUAACAAUAAGAGGAGAGGAUGGUAUUGAAGAAUUGAUUUUUAAUGGGCAAUCAAGUAGAAGUCUCCCGGAUUUCUUGUUGGAAACACCUGAUUUGGUUGAGAUAUAUGGUGACAAUGCAAAAAGUAAUAAAGAAAUAAUGGAAUGUGAAUGUAACAUGACUCAAACUUGGCCUUUACAAGAAGUUGCUAGCAAGAAUUCGCAUGUUAUUGUACAACUUAAAGAUGAUUCCAAAGCGAUCCUCUUGCCGGUAAAAACGUCAUUUGCUGGAAAAAAGAAUGUAAAUGCCAUACUAAUAUGUGGACUUAAUGUGAGAAGAAAACUUGAUAACGAUUAUAUGGAAUUCUUACGUGUAAUUAUAAAAUUUUUCUUUUCUCAUGUAAGUUCGGGUUUAUCAAAUGGGAGAUCAAGGGAAGAAGAAAGGAAACAAGCUGAAAUUCUCGCGGAUCUUAAUCGACAAAAAAUUAUGUUCUUCCAAAAUAUUAGUCAUGAGUUGAGAACUCCUUUGACUUUGAUGCUUUCACCAUUAGAAGAUACGAUAUCAAAUAUUUCGGAUCCAUCACGAUGUUUAACCCAUCUUCAUAUGAUAAGACGUAACGCUCGUAGACUACUUAAACUUGUUAAUACAUUAUUACAGUUUUCUCGAACUGAGACUAGUAACUUGGAAGCAGAAUUUCGUGAAACCGAAAUCGCGAAGCUUACUUUAGAACUUGCUUCAAGUUUUGAGAGUAUGGCUAAAUCAUUAGAUGUGACAUAUACUAUCGAAGUACCAGAUCAAGUUGAAUUUAAUCGACAAUUGAAUAAGAAAGUUUUUAUUGAUCGAGAUAUGUAUGAAAAAAUUUUGUUCAAUUUAUGCAAGUAUAAUCGUUCAAACGCUUUUAAACAUACUUGGAGUGGAGGUGUUACGGUCAAGUUAUAUUCAGAAAAGCAAGAUAAUAAAGAAUUUAUUGUGCUUGAGACACCUAUUCGAGAUCACAUUCCUAAAUUAUUUCUACGUUUUUAUCGCGUUGAAUCGAGUCAAUCACGGAGCCAUGAAGGAACUGGAAUUGGUCUUGCGCUUGUGCAAGAAUUAAUUCAACGUCAUGGCGGUGAUAUAUUUGUGGAGUCUGUUGUCGAUCAAGGUAGUACGUUUAAAGUUCGGAUACCUACUGGAUGGGAACAUUUACCACCUAAAAAAGUUUAUUUUGGUGAAGAAAAUGAAAAAGUUCUGGAGAAAGAAUUAUUUUCAAGUCGUGAUCUUUAUAUUGAAGAAUCAGAACAAUGGAUUCAAAAGAUUCAAACUGAAGAUCUUGACCAGAAAUUCGAUCGAGACAUGGAUUUAGAUGAUCCCAUCGAUUCUUCGACUUUCGAAAUAAAUAUCCCUGGAACGGGAACAGGCGAAUUCCCGUCCUCAUGGGAUGAUCCUUUUAUCACAGGUGGCAAAAGAUUUAAAAUACUUAUUGUAGAUGACAAUACUGAUAUGAGAAAAUAUUUAUCUGGAGUAUUGAGGAAUGAAUUUGAAGUAUGCAGUGCUUGUGAUGGUCGUGAUGCUUUGAGAAUGUUGAGAAAGAUUGAUGUUGCGCCAGAUUUAGUGUUAAGCGAUAUUAUGAUGCCUAAUAUGAAUGGAAUUGAUUUGUUAAAAACUUUGAGAAAUAAUCGAUCAACUCAAAUGAUCCCAGUAAUUUUACUAUCCGCUAAAGCUGGAGAAGAAGCUAGUAUUGAAGGGUUGGAUUAUGGAGCUGAUGAUUAUUUGACCAAGCCAUUCAACGCUAAGGAAUUGAUUGCUCGAAUACGAGUCAAUAUUAAACUAUACCAUCUUCGUCAACAAUUUUACUUGGAGCAAAAACGUCAAGCAGAUACAAGACAGUUGUUGUUCUCAAUCAGUAGUAAAAUUCGAUCGGAAUUAAAUAUUCAAGACAUUCUUUCAACAGCUACCGAGGAGGUUCAUAAAAUCUUACCAUGUGAUAGGAUUUAUAUUUUGGCUGCAGAUCAAAACGAUAGUGUCAAUUUAAAAGUCAUGACAUUUUCGACAAAAGAUCCAAAUGAACCAAAUUUGAAAGGACAACUGGUCCGUUUUUCAAUGAACGAGAAGGAUAAACCUUUUAUACCAUUUAUACCAUUUUCAGCAGGUAAAAAUGACUUUGAUUCACGUAAAGCUAUCCAAUUUAUUCGACAAGCCACAGAAGAUCCUGUUGAAACUGCUAAAGAAUUUGAAGCUUCAGUUUUUCAAGAUUAUUAUUCCCCCGUAGUUAAUCACCAAGUUUCAUCAAUUGUACUUCCAAUUAAAGUCAAAGUCAAUUCAAACGUAUGGGGAUGGAUAAUUGCAGAUAGACCUCAAAACAAUACUUGGUUCGAUUAUGAAAAGGUAUUUUUACAACAAAUUUCGAAUCAAAUUAGUUUGGCUAUUACACAUUCUGCACUUUUGGAAGAUAAUUUGAAGAAGGAAGCACAAAUGGAAGCAGCUAAAGCUGCAAAUGAAGCUAAAGGUCAAAUUUUAGCUAAUACUUCUCAUGAAUUACGAACGCCACUUGGAGCAAUUAUAGGAGUAUUAUCAGCAUUCGAAGAGACUCAACUUUCAGAAGAGCAAAAAGACAUGGUUCAUAUAAUGACUAGAGCUUCCGACGUAGUCUUAUCAGUUGUAAAUGAUAUCUUAGAUGCAGCAAAAUUAGAAGCACAAAAGAUUACUUUAAUAAAUAGAACUUUUGAUUUAUUUGAUUUAAUGGAAAAAACCAUAGAAAUUUUUGGUGAAAGAGCUGGUGCAAAACAAGUUGAAUUGAUUUUGUGUUGCGAACCAACUUCUUUGCCGAAAUAUGUCAAAUCGGAUCCAGAAAGAUUGCAACAAGUUUUGAUGAAUUUGUUGUCUAAUUCCAUUAAAUUUACCGAAGAGGGAGAAAUUUGUCUCAAGGUUGGCAUGAUAAAUACAAACGAAGUUGCCCAUGACGAAGCUGGAGCGAGCAAUGAAAUUACUACCGUGAAAAAAGGAACAUUAUUUGUUGAAAUAAUCGACACCGGCAUUGGUAUUAAUCCGACAUUUAUUAAAGAUAUUUGGGAAAGUUUCUCUCAAGGGGAUGCUUCAAUGACAAGACGCCAAGAUGGGACAGGGUUAGGCCUUUCAAUUUGUAAACACCUAGUAAUCAUUAAUGGUGGUGAGAUGGGAGUGCAAAGUGAAUUUGGAAAAGGAAGCCGAUUUUGGUUCACCUGGAUCGUUGAACCUUUACCUUUAUCUGCCAUACCAAUUACGUCCAUUUCACAAAUUUCUUCCGCUGAUAUUUCAAAGAACGAUGAAAAAACUGGAUUAAUUUUGCCCGCUAUAAUUAGAUCAAAACGUAUUUUAAUCGUUGAUCCUAUUGCGACAGCUCGAGAAGCUUUGGUUAAAUUAAUUGGGGCUAGUGUAGAGAGAAUUGAUGCAUUUGAUACAUCAGAUAAGGGAAUAACAUUAUCGAAAGAAUGGAGGAAAACCCAUAAUGAACCAUUGUAUGACAUUGUAUUUUUCAACGUUCGUGAAGAUAAUAAAGAAAAAGUUAUAAAGGCUGCUAAAGAGUUGAGAAUUCAUGGAAAAGAAGAUCUUUGCAUAGCACUUAUGGUGAAUUCUUCCGUAAACGGACGCGCUUUAGGGCAGGAACUUAUGAAAGAUAUUAAAGGAAAUAUUGCGACAUUAUGCAAGCCAAUAAUGCAAAAGAGAUUAUUGGAUUGUUUGCAUAAUAUUGAAAUAUUCAAGUCAUCGAUCUCAUCCGUACCAGAACCGAUAAUUGAUUAUAAUUCUGUAAAAUCAUUAGCUGACAUAAGGGUUGAAAAAUAUUAUCGUCAUAAAAGACCAUUACCGUUAGGAAAAGAACCAGAAGUUGCAAAAGGUUUAGAGAAAUCGUCAGGUGACGAUAAUCAAAUGAUUGUUGAUGAGACGCAAGAGAAAUUGAAUUCAGAUGGACCUAAAAAGACAUCAUAUUCGAAUUCAAAGAAGACAUCCCUGAAAAGAAUGGCACAUGGUGAAGACCAUAUUCAAUCUCCUGAUGAGUAUCCUGCUUCAAAAUAUAGAUCCCGCCCCAUUUCAAAUUCAAAGUGCAUUUUAUGUGUGGAGGAUAAUCCUAUAAAUCUUAAGGUUAUACAACAUCAACUUUCAAAACUUGGAUAUCAGACCAUAGCGGCAACGAAUGGACAAGAGGCAGUUAAUAUAAUCCAAGCAGAAUGUAAUAAUGCAGAUGAAAAGUCUUCACAAAUCAUCACAAAAGGACAUUAUUCCGUGUCAUCAUCGUCAAAUAUAGCAGUGGAUAGUGGAAGAAUUUCUUUGAUAUUAAUGGAUUGUGCUAUGCCUAUCAUGUCGGGAUUCGAUGCAUCAAAAGCCAUAAGGGCCAUACCGUCACCAAUAUCAAAAAUUCCUAUCAUUGCUUUAACAGCUUCAGCAGUUCAAGGCACGAGAGAUAAAUGUCUUGAAUCUGGAAUGAAUGAUUAUUUAACCAAACCAUUGAAAAUCGGUCAACUUAAAGAAAUGCUGGCUCAAUGGCUUGGAGAAAAUUAG
Funneliformis mosseae is the source of this 5184-nucleotide messenger RNA. The record is from the annotation of a GenBank genome assembly. Lineage: Eukaryota; Fungi; Glomeromycota; Glomeromycetes; Glomerales; Glomeraceae.